Fusarium oxysporum Fo47 is the source of this 1380-nucleotide messenger RNA. RefSeq lists its product as uncharacterized. Gene Ontology annotation, biological process: regulation of transcription by RNA polymerase II. The transcript has 2 exons. Gene Ontology annotation, molecular function: DNA-binding transcription factor activity, RNA polymerase II-specific; RNA polymerase II cis-regulatory region sequence-specific DNA binding. The coding region runs from base 193 to 1287 and encodes 364 amino acids. Lineage: Eukaryota; Fungi; Ascomycota; Sordariomycetes; Hypocreales; Nectriaceae. The record is from RefSeq and is a predicted model, not a curated record.
AAACAUUCCCGAUCAGACUCACUCACCAGACAACUGAACAACUUUACUCAACUCUUGAUUAUUCUUCACAGCCUUUUGAGACCAACCUUGAACACUUUCACCCUUUAUUCGAGGUCAACUCAAGACAUAUUCACAUACAUCCCAUCCCUUACUCAUCUAUUCUCUCUUUAACACUUCUUCUCAUACUCAAAAAUGCAGUUCGAGUCGGAUUACCGGUUCGACAUGGACGACUCCUUCAGCCUCUGCAGUCAGCCCAUGUCCUGCCCUUCCACCACCACAAGCUUCUCCUCCGCCUCAUCAGCCUACGACCCAUUCACUCCUACAUCUCGACGAUCAACACCUCAUGAAUUCGGCAACAUGGACUUUGAUGGCCCUUACAACUCUGUCUCCCACCGGGCAGAGCUGACCCCUCCCUCAUCAGCAAUGGGCAAGUUCAUGUUUGGCCCUGUCAAGCCUGAGCCUGAGCACAUCUCAUUCUCCGACUCUCUCCCCAACACUCCCAUGAAGCGAGAACAACUCGGCUUCGAGUACGAGCACAUGAUGGACAUGAACAUGGCACACCACGGAUCAAUGGGCUCAUUGACACCAUCAAACUCCUUCGGCAUGUAUUCGUACUCUCCUGAUGCUUCAAUGGGCCCCGCCUCUUUCAUGAUGACACCAACCCAGAGCAUCUCUGGCUCUGAGGCUGCCGAGACCGGCUCAUCAUGGUCUUGUGCCAACGAUAGUCCCAUCUCAUUCUUCCCUAACAGACAACUCUCAAGUGACUUUGACACUUUCGAUAUGGACCGCCACUCUCAGUCACCUCUUGGCUACCAUCUUCAUGACCCCAACUCUCCCAACCGCAUGCGUGCUCAAAGGAAGUUAAUGGUGCAUGAGAUCCAGCAGAAGAGUGCUGAACUUCAGCGAGCUCAGAUUCGAUCAUCGAGGAAGCGAUCGAUCAAGCCCGAUUCUGCUCAAGUUGAUGUUGUUCGAAGAGCCAUGUGCAAGUGUGACUACCCUGGUUGCCACAAGGCCUUCCGACGAAAUGAGCAUCUCAAGCGUCACAAGCAAACUUUUCACGGUGAAGGACCUAACCGUUUCUCAUGCGAGUUCUGCGGAAAGGACCAAUUCAACCGCCAAGAUAACCUCAACAACCACCGCAAGCUACACGCACGACCCAACAGCCGCAACCGCGGAGUUGAAUUUAUCCCUGCUGCAGUCCCUGUUAUUGAGCAGGAGGAGCGAAGCAGGAAGCGAAGAGCGCCCUCAAAGUCCAAGAUUGCUGAGAAGCGGGGCUCAGAAUACUAAGCCUGUCAUUGACUGCUUGGCAUUACCUACUUUUACUUUUACUGAUGGACAUAUCUUGGCCGGGUACCUUACUUAAGAACUCCGUCAGUCGCC